UGAUUUAUUUGAAAUAUGGCAAUAAUAUUUGUAUCUUUCAGAGGUUAUAAAGCAGCUCGGUUCUGUGUGAAGUUAAAGUCCCAAUGUGUUGGCUUGCAGAGAGUCAACAAUAACAUAGUUGUUGGAACUAUGGAUGAUGUUCUUAGCAGUUAUAAUACUAAGGGUAAAUGUUUAUGGAAUGUGAAACUUCCCAGUAGUAUAGUCACACUGGAAUCUGUGGACAUUAUGCAGAUGGGUUUGCGAUUAAUAGCUGUUGCUUUAGGUGAUGGAACAGUUCAUUUUUAUCAGGACAAGUUUCUGGUUGAUGUCUUAGCUGCUGAAGAUGUUGUAUCAGCUAUUCGAUUUGGAAGAUUUGGACGUGAAGAUAACUCCCUCGUUAUGUGCAUGAGAGGUGGCGGUUUAGCAGUGAAAAUUUUGAAGAGAACUGCUAAGUUCCAGAGUCAGGACUAUUUCUCCUCUGCUCGAGAUCUUCAAAAUACUAAACUAAACCUACCUAAGAAAACAAAAUUGUUUGUUGAUCAGACCAUGAGGGAAAGAGAACAUUCCAUCAUAAUGCACAGAGCUUUUCAACAUGAUUUAUAUCGUCUCCGUCUUACAACUGCCAGGGCAUAUGUGAAUGCCUUAACAUCUAGUCAGAAUCCAGUAUCAUAUGGUGCCAUUGAUCCUUUAAAACUAUCGGCCCAAGUUCAAGGCUUAGGCCCAAAAUUUAUGCUGUAUCUGGAACUUCAGAAUACCUCUAGAAAUAAACCUUCAGCAAACCUAUUUCUGACCUUCCACUGUGAUGCUCGAAUAUACAGAAUACAGAAAACUUAUAUACCAAUCCCUUUUUUGGCACCUGGACUUCCAUAUAAUUUUGUGACUCCAGUAGAAUGUGUGAGUGAGAUGAACAUAUCAGAUAUAAUUAAGGUAAAAAUAAGUAAUACUUUGUUUUUACUGCAUACUACAAUAAUUUUCAAAAUGUACAUAGUCAAAUUAAAUUUUUAAAGUUGUUAUUGAUAAGGUACAUGAAAAGGAUUACAACAAUAAUAAAUUUGAUGCCU
Molecule: messenger RNA, 1040 nt
Organism: Stegodyphus dumicola
Lineage: Eukaryota; Metazoa; Arthropoda; Arachnida; Araneae; Eresidae
Gene: BBS1
Product: Bardet-Biedl syndrome 1
Biological process (GO): non-motile cilium assembly; protein localization to cilium
Cellular component (GO): centrosome; BBSome; axoneme
Molecular function (GO): smoothened binding; patched binding
Source: RefSeq, a predicted model, not a curated record